ACGUGGAAGGCAGAACGACGGAGUCCCGCACGUUAAAUUCAAAAACCGUUGUCGGCAUUUGGAAUACGCACACUACCGUAAUAAUCGGGCUCGCGACAGUCAGACAGACAUUAAUUUAAAUAAACAAAUUUACGAUUUCUUCAAACGCACAAAUCUACAAAUACUUUCCCGGUUUGUCACUAUAGAUGUUAUUGUUAUUAUUAUUGUUGUUGUUGUUGCUAUUAUUGUUUGUUGUAGUGUUCGUAAUUGUUGCCGUGAAGACGGACAACAACAACAACAACAACAACAACGGGCAAAACACAAAUUGCAGUUCAAGUGGAAAAUCAACGACCGCAGAGAAAAUCUUUCUAAAAAUAAAAAGUGUACAACAAGUGCAGAUAUUUUGUAUGCAUAUAUAGAUAUAUACACAUAAAUAUUUACAGCACCCAUCCAUGCAUCCGUAUACAUAUAUCUGAAUCUGUCGUGUAUGUGUGUGUGUUUGUGAGUGUGUGUGUGUGUGUGUGUACUAAAUAUCGACCAAAUAUAUGUAUAAGGCCCGCUGGGGCAUUAACUUUUUAUAUUGACCGCUUCCGCUGCCGCUGCCACUGCGCCGUUAUUUGCCGCUCAUUAGAUGCACAAGCAGAGGACGAUUGACGAUAAUUUGUUGUUGGCCAGCGGACUCGUUCGCACCAGGGAGCAAGCGGUACGGUGACGAGGAGAAAGGAGCACCCAGAAAGCGCACCAAACCAAAAAGACACACACACACAAACGGCAGACAGCAAACAGCAAACAACAAGCCUAUUGAAUAGCAGCUGCCGCACAAGAUGCUAAACGCACGUACUACAACAUAAUUUGGUCAAUCUCAUUUGCCUAGCGACUUGCCACACGCCAGUCCUGUCCAGUCCUGCCCAGUCCAGUUCAGUUCAGUUCAGCUCAAUUCAGUCCAAGCACAGUCAAUCCAUAAGCAAAACGCAUCCAAAAUGGUCGACGACAUCUCACCCAUGCAUCAUCGCAUGCAGAAGAAGACUCGUAGCGCAUCCAUUUGCGCUACGGGGGCCAGCAUCGAGACAAUUAUACACAACAUGCCCUCGGGCAGUGCCACGCCCGAGGGGGGCACGCCCGGCUACCGCCGACGCAGACCAGCAACGCGCACCCAGAGCGCCCGCAUCACCACAGGCGCCAGAUCGGUACGCAGACGCACACAGGCACAACAACAGCAGCAGCAGAACCCGCUGCAGGAUACUCGAUCCUACUGCACGAGUGAGCCGCGCUUAAGUGAGACGGAGACUCCACCUCAGCGGCGCAAACUUUCACAGCGCCGACCACAACAGCACGCACACAGAAAAUCGAACGCCUUCCUCGACGUACCCACCAUGAAUAUGCAUCACCUGCGCGUGACUGAUGACGACGAGGACUUGGAUCGCCUGCGCACUUUCAGUGCAUCCAAGGGGGGUAUCAUUAAUCGUGGCGACUCCUUCAGGCGUCGACGUUCACGCAGCAACAGCCUCGCACCAACCAGUCCCAUGCACCCGCGCAGCGUUGUGGGCGGCCCUGGUGGGGGCGGUGGCGGGGGCAGCAACAUGGGCAGCGGCUAUAUAGCCGGAAACAGCAAUGGCUAUGGCGAGCCUCAGGCUGCGGACAAUCAUCAGCCCGUCGAGUUUUAUCGCGUCGAAAUGCUGGGAUCGCCGGGUGUUGGCAAACAGGCGCUCAUCUCGCAGUUUCGCACCUCGGACUGCAUCAAUGCGUAUGAUGGACCCGAGUGCGAUGAGGCCGAGCAGAACAUUUCCAUUAUACUGAAUGGCACCGAGUCGGAAUUAAAGUUCCUCACGGGCAACCCCGAGAGCAAGGAGGAACUGGAGCAGGCGGACGCCUUUCUGGUGGUUUACUCCUGCAUCGACAAGGAGUCGUUUACGCGUGCCAAGCAAAUACUCUCACGUCUGCAGGAUAUGGAUUUGCUGCGCCACCGACCCAUCAUACUGGUGGCGAAUAAAAUUGAUUUGGCCCGCUCCCGUUCCGUGUCUGCGCAAGAUGGCAAGUGUCUGGCUUGCACGUUCGGAGCAAAGUUCAUAGAGGUUUCCGUGGGCAUCAACCAUAACUGCGACGAGCUGUUGGCGGGCACCCUGACCCAGAUACGCUUGAAGAAGGAUCAGAACCUGCUUCAGCUUAAUCCGAAAAAGUCGAAAGACAAGCUUAAGUUUAAAGACAAAGACAAGCAAUUAGAGCUAGAAACUGAAACUUGUCUAACUGAACUUAAGCCUGACGUUGGGGGGCCUCGAGAUGCCAACUCUCCGGCGCAUUGGUAUAAGAGUCGCAGCGUUAUGUUGGCCAGCAUGAAGGCGCGUCAGAUGCUUACAUGGAUACUGGGAAAGGAGGACUCCAAGUUUAAACACUGUGAGAACUUGCAAGUGCUAUAAACAGUCGGCAUUUGGAGAAACCGACCGAAAAGUAAACACCAAAAUCCUAAUUAACCAAAUAAUGAGAAAUUACUUCUUAUUUUUAAAUGUACUAUAUAAUACGUAUGUUACGGCAUAACCUUAAAAAGGAACUAAUGGGGGUCACAAAACAAGUAAACAGGUUUCGAUCUUUCGAUUACCGUUACAUGAACAUACACCAAAAAAAUUUGUAUGUAUAUUUAAUUACCAUAUAUAGUAUAUUGUAUGUUUGUAUUUAUGUAUAAAAUAAAUGUGUACGUGAUGUCUAUAUGCAUAGCUCUGUUUAAUCAAAGAACAAAUUUUACUGUAAGGCAAAUGAAAUUUCAAAUACCUAGGUAACUAAAGCCUGAUAAUCAAAAAUUAAAUCAAAUUUAAUUUAAAAAGUGGGUGAGGAGCGUAGAAGCAUGAUUAGCAGAAAAACAUGCACAGAACCAACAGCCGUAAAUCUACUCGAAUUUUCUAUUUAAAAUUGGUAAGAUUAAUAAAUAUUUUUCCUAAGCUAUGUAGAAAGAGUAUCUAUUUACAUAUGUGGGUAACUGAAAAAUGCGAUUCUUUGUUUAUUAUACUAUAUGUUCUAUGUGUAAUUACAUAUUUAUGUGAAUUUGUGCGUAAUUUAUAACAAUAAAUACAUGUAUGUACUAUUAAUAAUCAAAAGUGGUCAACAAGGGGCUCCACUCGCUCAACCUAUAAUAUAAUUUAAAAUAAUAAUAUUAUUAUUAUCAAAAUAUUAGGAACAAGGAGAGUAUUACAGGGUUUAAAAACAUUAGGUAAACAUUUAUAUUCUUGGAAGCAUAAGGAUGCAUGUACGAGUAUAUAUGUACUAUAUUUGUAUGAACUGAACUAAUACUAUAAUGCUAUCCAAUACUUACGUUGAGUUUAUUUUUUCGUCUUCCGAUUCUUAUGUAAACAAAAUAUUGUGUUUGUAUUAUUCAUUUGUAUUUAAAUAAAAUUGCAAUGUGAGGAAUUUGAGAAACAUAAUACAAGAUAUAGAAACUUUGGUAUAAAUAGGUACACAUAUAUUUGUAUAUCUUGUAACAUGUAUAGGAACUGUAAGCAGCAAAACAAUAAUUCAUCUAGAAGGAUUAAUACAUCAAUUAUUUAAACUUUGUAGCUUGUGUGUACUUCAAUAUAUGAUAUUCUGAAGGUCUUAACUGGAAACAUUGGAACGUUAAAUAUAAAUAUUUCAGCUUUAAUGGAGAAGUCGAUUUUCGACAAGUAAUUUGUAGUAUCUUGAAUAACUUUUGAAUAUUUCUCUGAUUUCUGUG
Molecule: messenger RNA, 3676 nt
Organism: Scaptodrosophila lebanonensis
Lineage: Eukaryota; Metazoa; Arthropoda; Insecta; Diptera; Drosophilidae
Gene: Rgk3
Product: GTP-binding protein RAD
Exons: 10
Coding region: 960-2393 (477 amino acids)
Biological process (GO): negative regulation of high voltage-gated calcium channel activity
Cellular component (GO): plasma membrane
Molecular function (GO): GTPase activity; GTP binding; calcium channel regulator activity
Source: RefSeq, a predicted model, not a curated record